AUGAAAAUGGAGCUGUAUAUGUUCUUUCUCACCCUCACUGCGGUUUUAUCCAUUGAGAGUAAAAUACAUAAGUCUUACCACCUCAUUGGAUGCUCUGAUACAGAGAAAGAGGACAUGUAUGGUCUUGAUGGAGAGGAAGUAUACUACUACAACUUCAAUACAAACAAAACAGUAGUGGUGCUACCAGAGUUUGUAGAUUCUGAGCGUUUUGUUUUUUCUGAAUAUUUUGAGAUAGGUAUUCAUAAUUCACAAAUAUGCAAAGAAUACCUAGCCAUUGGUACUAAAGCUUAUAAAAACCAAGCAGAACAAAUGGACCCCCCUCAAACUUCCAUCUAUUCUAGAAAUGAUGUGGUUCUGGGUGUAGAAAACACCCUCAUCUGUCAUGUGACUGGAUUCUUCCCUCCAACUGUCAGAGUAUCUUGGACUAAGAACUAUGUGAUUGUGACAGAGAAUGUGACUUUAAGCCAGUAUCGGCCCAAUAACGAUGGCACCUAUAACCUCUUUUCCACGUUGAAAAUCAUUCCAUUGGAAGGAGAAAUUUACAGCUGCAAUGUUGACCACAAAGCCCUCCAGCAACCUCAAACCAAAAUAUGGGAUGUAGAAGUUGUCCUGCCCGGGAUUGGCCCAUCAGUGUUCUGUGGAGUGGGUCUGACACUAGGCCUGCUGGGAAUGGCAACUGGAGCUUACUUUUACAAUAAAGCACAGACCGGCAGAUCAAAUAUGGAUACAAAUAUCAAUUUAGAUACAAUUUCAGAGUGA
Messenger RNA from Rhinichthys klamathensis goyatoka, 759 nucleotides. Its product is annotated as H-2 class II histocompatibility antigen, A-U alpha chain-like. NCBI's taxonomy places the organism in Eukaryota, Metazoa, Chordata, Actinopteri, Cypriniformes, Leuciscidae. The transcript is spliced from 4 exons. Bases 1 to 759 code for a protein of 252 amino acids. The record is from RefSeq and is a predicted model, not a curated record. Gene Ontology annotation, biological process: peptide antigen assembly with MHC class II protein complex; antigen processing and presentation of exogenous peptide antigen via MHC class II; immunoglobulin production involved in immunoglobulin-mediated immune response. Gene Ontology annotation, cellular component: membrane; MHC class II protein complex. Gene Ontology annotation, molecular function: MHC class II protein complex binding.